This is a messenger RNA of Menidia menidia (Atlantic silverside), 741 nucleotides long. Lineage: Eukaryota; Metazoa; Chordata; Actinopteri; Atheriniformes; Atherinopsidae. The record is from the annotation of a GenBank genome assembly.
AUGAAACCAGAAGUGGAGCUGAAUUCACUUGUGUUUGGAGUCUGUGAACAGGUGGGCGCGACGUGGGCGUGGGAGGAAGCAGCUGCCUCUCAUCUGAGAGCAAAUCCCCCUCGUCUGUUUCCCCUGAAGCAGACAGAGAACGGCCACGGUCGGCCGGCUGCUGAGCGCCGGCUCACCGGGGAAAAGCCUCCUCCCUCCUCUCCAACGGGACCUAGGCUCAAAUCAGUGCUGAGUGUUCAGCGUGAGGACACGAACGAGACACAAAACAGCUACAAAGAAACAAAAUACAACCACAAAGAGACACAAAACAGCUACAAAGAGACACAAAACAACCACAAAGAGACACAAAACAGCUACAAAGAGACACAAAACAACCACAAAGAGACACAAAACAACAGCAAAGAGACACAAAACAACCACAAAGAGACACAAAACAGCUACAAAGAGACAAAAUACAACCACAAAGAGUCACAAAACAACCACAAAGAGACACAAAACAACCACAAAUGCACACAAAACAACAGCAAAGAGACUAAAUACAACCACAAAGAGACACAAAACAACCUCAAAGAGACACAAAACAGCUACAAAGAGACACAAAACAGCUACAAAGAGACAAAAUACAACCACAAAGAGAAACAAAACAACCACAAAGAGACACAAAACAGCUACAAAGAGACACAAAACAACAGCAAAGGGACAAAAUACAACCACAAAGAGAAACAAAACAGCUACAAAUAG